Messenger RNA from Hepatospora eriocheir, 582 nucleotides. Lineage: Eukaryota; Fungi; Microsporidia; Hepatosporidae. The record is from the annotation of a GenBank genome assembly.
AUGUCAACAAGUAAAACAAAAAAGGAUGAAGAUUUUAAAGAAUUAAGAAAUAAUGUUUAUACACUUUUUUAUUACAGUAAUAAACCAUAUUUUCUUAAUGAAUUAGUAUUACAAUUUAAAGGAUAUAAAAAAACUAUAAUUGAAAAAAUAAUUACUGAUUUAGAAAACAAAGGUCUAAUUACUAUUAAGCUUAACAAUAAAACUAAAAUAUUCCAUUUAAAUCAGAGUAAUUUAAAGUAUGAAAAAUCUGAAGAAGAAUAUAAAGCUGAAUAUGAAACUAAAUUAGUAGAACUUAAAGAAUUGAAAUCUUUAAAUUCUACACUCAAUUCAAAAGUAACUAGUUUUAAAAACAUGCUUACUAAUGAAGAAAUGGAAGAGAAGAUAAAAUAUUUUAAAGAGUUUUUAUUGGAAAAUAAGAAUAUUAAAGAAGGUGUUAAUGAGGAAAUUUUUAAUAAAACUGUAAAUAAUUUAAAGAAAAUAAACCAAAUUGAACUCAAGAGGAAAAGAAUAUUUAAUGAGAUAGUUAAUGGUGUUUCUGAGGGAAUGAAUAUGAAGAAAAAAGAGUUUUUAGAUAAAGUAUGA